Molecule: messenger RNA, 1638 nt
Organism: Diaporthe amygdali
Lineage: Eukaryota; Fungi; Ascomycota; Sordariomycetes; Diaporthales; Diaporthaceae
Exons: 3
Coding region: 1-1638 (545 amino acids)
Biological process (GO): amino acid transmembrane transport
Cellular component (GO): membrane
Molecular function (GO): amino acid transmembrane transporter activity
Source: RefSeq, a predicted model, not a curated record
AUGGCUCAAUACGGCGAGAAGAACCAUACCGACAAGGAGAUCGUCGAGCCUCACAAUGGCUACGGUUCCGAGACUGUCGACGAGGAGGUGGGAGUCGUCAACAAGUCGGGCUCCCUCAACCGCGACCUGAAAUCGAGACACAUGCAAAUGAUCGCCAUCGGUGGUGCUAUUGGUGCUGGUCUCUUUGUCGGUUCCGGAAGUGCCCUUCACACAGGUGGCCCUGCGUCGCUCGUCAUCUGCUAUUCAAUCAUCGGCGUCAUGCUCCUGUUCACAUGUCAGGCUUUGGCUGAAUUGGCUGUCCUCUACCCUGUCAACGGCGCCUUCUACACUUACGUCGUCCGCUUUAUCGAUCCAUCAUGGGGUUUCGCCAUGGGCUGGGACUACGCCAUCUCGUGGUUGACUAUCCUGCCCUUCGAGCUUGUCGCUGCGUCCAUUACAAUCAGCUACUGGCGUGACGACCUCAACAUGGGAAUUUGGGUUGCCGUGUUCCUCGUUGUCCUGUCCUGCAUCCAGGUAUUCGGCGUUCGAGGCUACGGUGAGGUCGAGUUCGUUCUCAGCAUGAUCAAGAUCGCAGCUUGCACUGGCUUCAUUAUCCUUGGAAUCGUCAUCAACUGCGGAGGCGUCGGAAACCAAGGCUACCUCGGAGCCAAGUUCUGGCAUGACCCUGGCGCAUUCCAGAACGGAUUUAAUGGAUUCUGCUCUGUGUUUGUCGUUGCCGCCUUCGCGUUCGGUGGCACUGAGCUUGUCGGUCUUGCGGCUGCCGAAUCUGCCAACCCCAGGAAGGCCAUCCCUCUCGCCACAAAGCAGGUUUUCUGGCGUAUCUUCUUCUUCUAUGUCGUCAAUCUGUUCAUUGUCGGCCUGAUCAUCCCCUCCAACGACGAACGUCUUCUGGGUUCUUCUGGUGCCAACACCAAGGCAUCGCCCUUCGUGCUUGCCAUCGAGGAUGCUGGUAUCAAAGUUCUUCCAUCCAUCUUCAACGCUGUUAUCACCCUGGCCGUCAUUUCCGUCGCCAAUUCUUGCACCUUUGGCUCUACCAGGACGAUGCAAGCCAUGGCUGAGCAAGGCAUGGCCCCCAAAUUCCUGUCAUAUGUCGACAAGUCCGGACGUCCUAUCUGGUGCAUCGUGGUCCAGCUCUGCUUUGGUCUGCUGGCGUUCAUCGGAGAGGCAUCGUCGCAGAGCACCAUCUUCACCUGGCUGCUAUCGCUCUCUGGUCUGUCCUACUUCUUUGUGUGGGGAACCAUCUGCUUGACACACAUCCGUUUCCGCAGCGCAUGGAAGAAGCAAGGCUACAGCUUGGAUCUGAUCCCGUACAAGCCGACACUGGGUGUCUAUGGAAGCUGGAUCGGCGCUAUUCUGUGCGGGCUGUGCUUGAUUGCCACGUUCUACAGCUCCCUCUACCCAUCUCCAGAUGCUACGCCCGAUGCAAUGUACUUCUUCCAACAGUACCUGGCCGCUCCAGUGGUUAUUGCGUUGUACCUCUUCUGGAAGAUUUACUCAAGAGACUGGCGUAUGUUGGUGCCCAUCCACGAGAUCGAUCUCAUGGCUGGUGCCCGUCUGCACAGUGUUGAGGAAACCGACGCCGAUGAUGAACUCAAGAAGCAAUCAUGGUUCAAGCGCAUUGCCCGCGGUCUGUUCUAG